Molecule: messenger RNA, 1082 nt
Organism: Argiope bruennichi
Lineage: Eukaryota; Metazoa; Arthropoda; Arachnida; Araneae; Araneidae
Product: ornithine decarboxylase-like
Exons: 7
Coding region: 6-1049 (347 amino acids)
Cellular component (GO): cytoplasm
Molecular function (GO): ornithine decarboxylase activity
Source: RefSeq, a predicted model, not a curated record
CAGAAAUGGAUACAGUUAUCAAACUCGGUGUGUCCCCUGACCGCAUUCUAUAUGCAAACACAUGUAAAGGGAUUUCUCACAUUCGGCAUGCUUCUCAUUUAGAUAUCAGAUUGAUGACGUUCGAUAGCGAAGAGGAACUGAUAAAGAUCAAACAGUUUUUUCCAACCGCAAAGCUUCUAAUUCGACUUAGGAUCAAAGUAUCAAAUCCCCAAAUUCUAAUGAACGAUGCAACCGGGUGUGAAGAAAGAGAAGUUCCUUUACUGCUGGAAUCGGCUCUCAUACACAAUCUCACUGUUGUAGGAAUAAGUUUCCAUAUAGGUAGUGUUAUCCAAGAUCCCAAUGAUUUUAAGGCUGCUAUAGAGAUGUGUAGACGAGUCAUUGAAAUAGCGGAUUCGAAAGGCAUCAUCAUGGAUAAACUUGACAUUGGAGGCGGUUUCCCCGGUUCAAAAUCUUCCCAAGAUCUCUUUACAAACACAGCUGCAGCUAUUAACCAAGCAAUAGAUCUCUAUUUCCCACCCGACGAGCAAUUUCAAAUCAUUGGAGAACCAGGCAGAUAUAUUGUAACAACUGCAUUUACGUUGUGUGCUAAUAUAAUCGGGAAAAAAGAAAGAUUUGUUGAAAAUAAUGUGGAAAUCAUGUACAUUAUAAAUGAGGGAGUAUAUGGUUUGUUUGUUCAUUCAAACCUUCAUGGUGAUGAAAAAAGACCAGUUCCAAAACCGUUGUCGACAGGUUUUGAUAUCAAACCCAGUAGCGUUUGGGGACAAUCUUUCGAACCCGUUGAUUUAAUUGUAGAAAGAUGCAUGAUUCCUGAGUUGAAAGUGGGUGACUGGCUUCUGAUGGAAGAAAUGGGAGCUUAUACAACUUCAUGCGCCACAACGUUCAGCGGAUUUGCAAAGACUGAAGUGAAGUACCUUAUUUCUGAAGAGACAAUAUCAUAUCUAGAAAAAUUUCCAGUCGGAUGUGAACUCAGCCGAAUAUUAAAAUUAGAGGUCAAGCUUAUGGAAAGUAGCAAAACAAAUUGUGAAGAAUGCCCUGUGAAAUUGGACUGAAUUUUUAACAAACUCACAUUUUUUUUUUUUGUA